Molecule: messenger RNA, 2578 nt
Organism: Larimichthys crocea (large yellow croaker)
Lineage: Eukaryota; Metazoa; Chordata; Actinopteri; Sciaenidae
Gene: slx4ip
Product: SLX4 interacting protein
Exons: 8
Coding region: 359-1669 (436 amino acids)
Source: RefSeq, a predicted model, not a curated record
GCAACUAGUUUCCAUGGUCACGGUCGCAGCGUUGGGUCCUAGUGGGGUCCUGCUGUCACUUUCUCUCGCCUGUCGUUAGAAAUAGUUUCUGUCGCGACAUAAAAUCAACAUAAAACUUUAAAACUCCGCUACCGCGCUUCAUAGCAGACAUUAGCUGUCACUCUGCUGUCUUACUCGGUGUCUCCAAGGCAUCCUUUGGCGAAAGUAACCCGCUAAAAAGCUCGAACCGUUUUUUGCCGUCAUUGGACUACAUCUUAUUGGACUACAAACUGGGCGUGACGUCACCUCCCGCGGCCUCGUCGUUUGACAGAUUCAAAAGUGUUGGCGGUGAAACUAUCAGACUGGUGUGUUGACUGCAAUGGCUCCUCUCAAAUUUGUUAUUAAGUGUGGGAACUUUGCUGUGCUGGUGGAUCUCCACGUUCUGCCCCUGGGCGGCCAAGAGGACGCCAGCUGGUUUACUACAGACCACAUCGAGGAUGUUACAGACCUGGUUCGAGAUGCUGUGGACCAGAGAGUUAAGCAGUAUACAGAGGUCUUACACAAUAGAAGACAGCCCAAACAGAGAAAGGAGCUGGCACCUGCUCCAGCCUUUUCUGUGAACGGGAAAAACUUUAACCUGGUCGCCAAUUUUCUGAAGCGGCACAUCAACCUCAGAUGUAUUGCCAAGCAGCACUAUGGGGAUUUGCGUGUAUUUCCUGAACGCUAUGUUGUGUGUGUGAGCUGUCCAAGGGAUGCCUCAGCACACCAUGGAAACCCGAGCCUGGCCGCGACUGAGCUGAGCGAACAAAGCAGAUCGGAAUAUUUUUCCAGAGUGGGAGAAACCCAAGAGCCUUUACACAGCCCCACAAAAACAAAGAAGACUGUGCUUCAAAAGAUAGCCAAACAAGCAAGUGUCCGGCGAGAAGGCUACGAUUCCAGUACAGGGGAGCAGCAGAUUGAACAGAGAGCCUGUCCCAAAAACCAAAGAGGGGAACUUAGAGGUGGAGAGUUGGAAUCAAGCCCAAAAGAGACUGUGUCCAACUCGGGACAGGAGGCUCUCCCAGAGGCAGACCACAAGGUGCCUUUCCCCAGUGCCUUAAAUGAAGCCAUGGCUCACAAUGUGGCUACUCGAAAGCGUGGCCUGACCUUGGAGCAGCAGACCGAGAAAAGUCCUCCAGACAGUAUCAACCCAAAUGGAGCCUCAGUAGUUUUCUGCCAAUAUGAAAUCAGUCAGGAGACCAGCAAGAGCAAGAGGUGCAAGUCAAGCGAUGUAGGGGAAGACCCUCUCCCACAGAGGGCCAAGAGGACGUGCCUUGGAAGACCUCCAGCCACAAUGCAAACUCACUCCACCGAGUGCACCACACAAACAUCCAAGCAUGACCCUCUUCCUCUGCCGCCCCUUCCUCCAGUUGAAGCCAAGGCAGAGUCCAAGGCUUUCCCAGUCUCCGAGUGCAAGAAAACCACACUGGAAGUAGAGCUGCUUACUCUAGGGAAACGGGCCCAGAGGCUCCCCCUCACAAGCAAUAACACGGCACAGACAAACCAAAACAGGCUGGCCGCAAGUCUGAGGGGCCUAUCUGUCAAGCCUGCAUCCUCAGGCUCCUCUAUUAGUUCCAGAUCCACACUCGGAGAGGAGGGGAGUGAAAAUGUGCCCAGAACCUCUAGAUUACGACGACUGAAGAGGUCCUGAGGGGGAGAGACAAGCUACAGUAAAGAUGCUUGACGCCACAGAGAUAGAGAUGAUAGUGUGUCAGGCUACAUGUUUACCCCAUGCAGUCUCCUCAGAUGACAUGCUUUUGUACGCGAGUCACAUUUUACUACGAUAUCUAUUCUUUUCACAUGUGCUGUACAUACAGGGCACACACACACAGAUCAAAUACUGAACAUAUUAUGGCAAUUGAUACAUGAGCGUUUGAGUUACGCUUUGUCAAAUACUUGAAACAGACUUUGCCUCCACCCAUAAGUAGUGGUGGUCAAGAGAGGCUCGCAAAUGAAAGUCAAAAACCUUUAAUUGGAGUUUAGAUUUGGUUUUGUGUUAAAGAUUGAGGAUUUCAGACAGGCAGGAGCCAUGCAGUACGUCAUGGCUUUCAGUCUGAAAUACUGGCUCCUAUGUGUCUGAAAACUGUCCAGUUUCCCCGCUGAAGCUCUGGUGUGAUUGAUUGCUGUUUCCAGAUUUAUUUCAUCACCCCAUUCUCAAAAAUGUACUGUUGUAGUUAGAUUUCAUUCAUAUACAAUUUGCUCAAUACUUAGUUGCUAAGCACCUGAAAUGUAUCUUUAUAUUUUAGGGUAUUAUGCAGCUCUUGUAUUGAACUUGAACCAAAUCUGUGUGGGUGUAUAAGCAGUAUUGAAAUAUUAGUGGUUUUAUUUGGGAAUAGUUGGAUGUCUACAGUGUCUGGUACAGGUUAAAAUGUAGCUGCUGUCGUCGCCUCGUCACUCAACAGGGCUGGUCAUAUCACUCAACUGGCCCAGAGAAAACAUGGGGCAACCAAGGGCCAACAGUCACUCAUACCUCCAUGUACAGCCUAAGAUAUUCCACAUGAUGUUGCAUGAAUACAUUAUUUUUUUUACUGUCAAGAUUUUUUUAUGAUAUAAAUAAAUU